Triplophysa rosa is the source of this 2034-nucleotide messenger RNA. RefSeq names its product chemokine XC receptor 1-like. Lineage: Eukaryota; Metazoa; Chordata; Actinopteri; Cypriniformes; Nemacheilidae. The record is from RefSeq and is a predicted model, not a curated record. Gene Ontology annotation, cellular component: membrane. Bases 544 to 1548 code for a protein of 334 amino acids. Gene Ontology annotation, molecular function: chemokine receptor activity. The transcript is spliced from 2 exons. Gene Ontology annotation, biological process: chemotaxis; G protein-coupled receptor signaling pathway; immune response.
AAACAAAAUAAAGUUGGAUUUCAUGCUGUCUUUCAGGGGUUUUAGCCACUCCUAAAAUGGGUGUAUAUUGCUUUUAUAAAACAUAUAUACUAAUGUAUGUUAACAGUCAAAAUGAUGUCCAGGGCCAUCAACCAGGUUCACUGUCCUCAGCCCUGUUGAUUGUAGUGGUGGCACUGACUCUGUGUAACUUGUUUCAUACACUAUCUGGCCUAUGUAACACACCUGUGUCAGUGAAACAUCAUAAAAAAAACUUUCAUUGACGUGCCAUCUUUCAAUUCCGUUUGUCUUAACUAUAAAAAGGAAGUAAACCAAUAUAUAUAAAGCUCUUGCACAUAAGUUCCCCAAAGAUAUUCUGCUAAGCAUUCUUCUUUACAAGCUAUAGUCAGCUCAUUAUUUUAAGCAUUUCUUGUCAGCCUUUGGUUUUAUAAUCAUCUUACAGUCUAACUAACAGCACAAAGUACAGCAAUCAGUUCAUGUAUUCAUGGUCCUCACACGUCAUCUAAAGAUCACAGAAAACCUGGGCUGGUUUGAAUUCGCUAUAUCAUGACUGAACAGAAUACUAGUACUUAUGAUUAUGAUCCUGAUUAUGACGACGAGAUCUGCAAUAAAGAAGAUGUGCUGAAGGUCGGAUCCAUUCUCAUUCCAAUCUUUUUCACACUAGUGGUUGUGUUGAGUUGUAUCGGUAACAUUCUGGUUCUCAUCGUCCUGGCGCUUUACGAGAGCCUCAAAUCCCUCACCAACGUCCUCAUUCUCAAAUUAGCUCUGUCAGAUCUGCUCUUCACUUUCGGACUUCCAUUCUGGGCGUCAUACUACAUCUGGGGUUGGACGUUUGGAGACGUCGGCUGCAAAGCUGUGAAGUUUGUGUUCUACGCUGGAUUUUAUAGCAGCGUGUUGUUCUUAACUCUAAUGACCGUUCAGCGUUACAUGGCAGUGGUUCAUCCUCUCUCGGACUGGGAGAGAUGCAGAGGAUUUUCAAUCGCUCCCAUCAUCAUCAUCUGGAUGCUGAGUGCAGGAGCGGCACUGCUAGGAACACUUCGAAGUAAAGUUAUAGAGGAAUCACCUACAAAUAUUUACUGUGAAUAUGACAGUAAUACAAUAAAACUUGCCAUCAUUUAUCUUCAAAAUGCUUUUUUCUUCAUAGCAUUUCUCAUCAUGGGCUUUUGCUAUACUAGAAUGCUUCAAACCAUAACCAAAGCACGAACAAAUAAGAGACACAAGACCGUUAGACUUAUACUUUGCAUUUCAUUGGUGUUUUUUAUCGGUUGGGCUCCAUACAACAUUGUCAUGUUCCUCAGAUCUUUGACGGAUCUUGGUUUUUCCCAGUUCACAAUAUGUAAAGUCAGCACUAACCUCGAGUAUGCAUUUUUUGUUUGUAGACUGUUAGCUUUCUCACACUGUUGUCUGAACCCUGUGUUUUACGUGUUUGUUGGUGUGAAGUUCAGGAAUCAUUUAAAAAAAAUUCUGCAGAGAAUGUUUCAACCAAAAAAAAACUUGGAUUUCAGUCCAGGCAGAUCGGCAAAAAAUCAUUCUCUGGGUUCAAUGUACUAACACAAAACUCAAGUACUGUCACAGAAUGUGAUGAAUCAACUGCGAGUUGUAGAAUAUAAUGUACAGAAUAGAUCGUUUUUUUUAUCAUGCACACAAUUCUGAGAAAAAUAUCCCAUCUUUAACAAGUUUUGAGAAACAAAAUCUAUUAAAAACAUUUAAAAAAUAUCCUCAGAACUGUAAGUCAUGUACUUCCACUGUUUGUGGUUGAAAAUGAAACUGAUCUAAAGACAAAAACUCAGAUGCUCAAAUAUUGACGUUGCAGAAAACAUUCUCAGAAGCGCACAGUUUGCAUUACAGCACAACCUUUUCAUGACCAGAUUCUUUUUAACCGCUUAAUAAGCAGAUGAUAUGGUGUUUUGUAUUUAUUAAAAUGACUUUUGGUUUUCUUGGUUUUCCUGUUGGUGGAAUAAAUCAUUUUUACAGCAUUAAAAAUGAAAGUAUCAACACAAAUAAACACAAAUAAGAAAAACACAUCCAAUGUUUAAA